AUGUAUUACACUGAAAAAGUAUUACUAUUUUCCACAUUUAUCAUCUAUUCCCUGGAACGCAGAGUGGAGCCUCCGGAUUUCGAACGUAGCUGCAAUGCGAGAAGAGGCGGAGAUUGCGAUCCUUACGCAUGCGAUGGAGCAUGUGAGGCACGCUUUAUUCGGUUUGUCGAGCCAAAUAGUGGCGCCGAUCGGACGUUGAAGAGUUGUCAGUGUCACGAGGAACGAAUAUGUCAAAUGAUUGCUGCUUAUACAUAUGAUGGUUGCAGGAGCUAUAAUCAAUUAAGCAAUACAGGGCAGGAAUUAAUCCGUUUAUGGACAUAUGAUCCAGAAGAAAAAACCGCACGCGCAAACUCAAAGAAUAUCACGAAAUAUGAUGACGAAAGACAUCGCAUUCUCCUUCGUGGUAAUAGUCGUUUCUGCUGCCGCACACAAACGGGACGUAUUCAACCCAAGCCCGAUUACCCGCAAGUCACCCUAAUUCGCGGCCCACAAAAAUCCUUCUACGAUGCAUUGACCCUACAGCCAGACUCUUCCUCCCGCCCCGGCCAAACCGCCGUGAUCCUUGCUCUUUGGAUUCUUUCAAUUUUUGCU
Mesorhabditis spiculigera is the source of this 591-nucleotide messenger RNA. NCBI's taxonomy places the organism in Eukaryota, Metazoa, Nematoda, Chromadorea, Rhabditida, Rhabditidae. The record is from the annotation of a GenBank genome assembly.